CCCAACACAUACAUCACACAAUUACUUCACUCUAACGGAUAAAGCCUGCUCCUCGCACUCCAAGAACUCCUUCCAGAACCCUUGUCACCUUCAAGAAGAGGUGAAGGAGAAGGAAGAAGAAGAGUCGAAAUGCUUGCAAACCCUGUGCUUCUUGGCGGAACCGUUCCCCCGCUUUCUAUCCCACCCUUGUUCUCUCUCAGAAAGCGAACCCUAAGUCUACCCUCCUCAUCCCACCGCAUUCUCCCAAGUGAGAGCGGGGAGCGUUCGCGCCGCAGUUCCUUUUGUCUCCAUUCUUUCUGCGCGAGAAGAACUCAACUUAGAGUUUCGAUGGAGUCGGAAGUCACGGAGAACGCUGAAGAAGAGAGCACUUCGGCGCCGCAGAAGCACUCGGUCAGGAUCCCCGUGGGCGACCGACAUAUUUUGGUUGAAACUGGUCAUAUUGGGAGGCAAGCUAGUGGUUCUGUUACGAUUACUGAUGGUGAAACUAUAGUUUAUACGUCUGUUUGUUUAGCUGACGUGCCCAGCGAGCCUUCUGAUUUCUUCCCACUUUCUGUAUUUUAUCAAGAGAGGCUUUCUGCUGCAGGUCGUACUAGCGGUGGAUUUUUCAAGCGGGAGGGCAGAGCCAAAGAUCAUGAGGUUCUUAUUUGCAGAUUGAUAGAUAGACCUCUGCGUCCCACAAUGCCAAAAGGUUUCUACCAUGAAACUCAGAUUCUUUCAUGGGUUUACAGCUAUGAUGGCAUUCAUUCCCCAGAUUGUUUGGCUGUUACAGCAGCAGGCAUAGCAGUAGCCCUCUCAGAAGUUCCAAACACCAAAAUAGUAGCGGGAGUUCGAAUUGGUCUGAUCGGUGAUAAGUUUAUUGUUAACCCAACUACAAAAGAGAUGGAGUCAUCAGAGCUUGAUCUGAUGCUAGCUGGAACUGACAGUGCUAUCAUGAUGAUAGAAGGGUUUUGCAACUUUCUUGCCGAGGAGAAGUUGCUUCAAGCUAUGGAAAUUGGGCAUGCUGCAGUUCGUGAGAUUUGCAGGGAAGUUGAAACUUUAGUCAAGAAAUGUGGAAAGCUAAAAAUGGUCGAUGCAAUUAAAUUACCACCGGAUGAGCUUUAUAGACAUGUUGAAGAUAUUUCAGGUUAUGAACUAGUGGAAGCUUUACAAAUAAGUAGAAAAAUACCAAGAAGAAAGGCUCUUUCUGUUCUGGAAGAGAAAGUUAUAAGAAUUCUCACCGAGAAUGGGUAUAUUGCCAAGGAUCUGGUGUCUGGAACCACUGAACCGGUAAUUGAUGAUUGUCAUAGUGAGGAUGAUGAUGAGGAGAUUGUGUCUGAUGGUGAAGUUGAUGAAGGAGAUGUUCAUAUCAAGCCGAUUCCUCGGAAACCCAUCCCAUUGUUGUUUUCAGAAGUUGAUGUGAAGCUAGUUUUCAAGGAAGUUACUUCAAAAUUUCUCCGCAAACGAAUUGUUGAGGGUGGGAAAAGAAGCGAUAGUCGAAUUCCUUCAGAGAUUCGCUCAAUUUCCACACAAUGUGGACUACUACCACGAGCACAUGGAAGUGCACUUUUCACUCGUGGAGAAACACAGUCUCUUGCAGUUGUUACUCUUGGAGACAAGCAAAUGGCACAAAGGAUUGAUAAUCUUGUUGACACAGAGGAUGCAAAGAGGUUUUAUCUUCAGUACUCGUUUCCUCCAUCUUCUGUUGGUGAAGUUGGGCGAAUUGGUGCACCUAACAGGAGGGAAAUUGGUCAUGGAAUGCUUGCUGAGAGAGCGCUGGGACCUAUCUUACCCUCUGAGGAGGAUUUUCCUUACACUAUUCGUGUUGAAAGUACCAUUACUGAAAGUAAUGGUUCCUCCAGCAUGGCAUCUGUUUGUGGAGGUUGCCUAGCGCUUUUAGAUGCUGGAGUUCCUCUUAAAUCCUCUGUUGCUGGAAUAGCAAUGGGUUUAGUCUUAGAGACUGAAGAAUUUGGUGGAGAUGGAACACCAUUGAUACUUUCUGAUAUUAGUGGAUCUGAAGAUGCAUCUGGUGACAUGGAUCUCAAGGUUGCUGGUAAUGAGAACGGAAUUACUGCUUUCCAGAUGGACAUAAAGACUGCAGGAAUCACUUUACCAGUGUUGGAAAAAGCACUUUUUCAAGCAAAAGAUGGGCGGCGUCAUGUCCUUCGUGAAAUGUUGAAGUGCUUGCCUCCUCCAUCCAAGAAGAUUUCAAAGUAUGCCCCAUUGAUUCACGUUAUGAAGGUCAAACCAGAGAAAAUUCAUCUUAUUAUUGGUUCUGGCGGGAAAAAAGUGAAAAACAUUAUUGAAGAGACUGGAGUAGAAGGGAUAGAAACCCAAGAUAAUGGAAUAGUUAAAAUUACCGCUAGGGAUUCGUCCAGUUUAGAGAAGUCUAAAGCCAUAAUAGCUAAUCUAACAAUGGUUCCAACAGUUGGUGACAUCUUCAGGGAUUGUGAAAUUAAAUCAAUCGCACCCUAUGGAGUUUUUGUAGAGAUUGCACCAGGGCGUGAGGGACUUUGCCAUAUUAGUGAGCUUAGUUCGGAAUGGUUAGCUAAGGCUGAGGAUGCCUUUAAAGUUGGAGAUCGCCUAGAUUUAAAACUUAUUGAGGUAAACGAAAAGGGACAACUGCGACUGAGCCGUCGUGCUUUGCUUCCGGAGUCGAACCCUGACAGCCCUACUUCUCAUAAACAAACAAGCUUGGGAGAGAAGGAUGAUUUUGUUAACGCUGCCUCAAAAAUAGCUUCUAUUAAAGUUGACCCAACUGAGCAGAAAUAUGUACUGCCUGUGAAUAAUACCAUGGAAAACAAGAUUCCUUCAAAGAAAUCUGCUUUCGCUAGAAAAGCUACUUCAGUCCCUGCUAAAGCUGAGGAAAUAAUUAGAAAAUUAGUUCGUCCUGUGAGAGAUGGCUUAGUUGUUAACAAAGAGAAACAAAGCAAGAGUAAUGCAAAAGUUGUUUCCCGGGUAUCCUCUAGAGAUGAAUCUAAUUUAGUCGACGAUGAAGCCAAAAUUCGGUGACCAGAGCUGCAAAUAUAAUAGUCAAGAGAAAUAACAUUUCAUUAGAUGUUCGAGAAAACAUCGUCUUGUGAUGCUAACUCAGAGUAUUCAGAUUUCUGACAACUCUAUUCGAAAGGAUUUCUCUCUCCAUUUUUGAAAUUUAUCAUUUCCUUGAAGACGAUAUAGCGCUGGAUCUUCAUCUGUAUCAUAAAGAAGACUGGACGCCAUUUGCAAGUUCUGAUAACAAUGAUUUGCAUGCAAUACAUAUAAAUACUUUGUAUGUAAUAAUUUGUGAUGAUGUUGCUAUAUGGCCAUGGACAUAUAUAUAUAUAUAUAUAUAUACAGUAUGUAAAGCUCUCAGAUAAUCAACUUUUAACUGCAUGAUGGGAGCUGACAAGUUGGUUUUUAAGUGCGUAGUUAUUUCAUUGCAGGUGUACUUAAAUGAUCAUUUGUUCAGAAUGCGACUGGUUGAUUGGAGGCAUUUUGUUACA
Phalaenopsis equestris is the source of this 3458-nucleotide messenger RNA. Its product is annotated as probable polyribonucleotide nucleotidyltransferase 1, chloroplastic. The record is from RefSeq and is a predicted model, not a curated record. Gene Ontology annotation, biological process: mitochondrial RNA 3'-end processing; mitochondrial mRNA catabolic process. The transcript is spliced from 26 exons. The coding region runs from base 130 to 2988 and encodes 952 amino acids. Gene Ontology annotation, cellular component: chloroplast stroma; mitochondrion; cytosol. Gene Ontology annotation, molecular function: polyribonucleotide nucleotidyltransferase activity; RNA binding; 3'-5'-RNA exonuclease activity. NCBI's taxonomy places the organism in Eukaryota, Viridiplantae, Streptophyta, Magnoliopsida, Asparagales, Orchidaceae.